ACCACCACUAAUAACCAAAAGCAAAAAAGUAAAGUAAACAAAACCGAAUCCUUUGAGGAAAUCAGGUAAAUCUUAAGAUAUGAGCAAUAGCGAGGACUCGCAGCAGUAUCUGAACGACAUGCUGGUCAAAGAGGAAGACGAGGCCUCCGGCGACGAAUCGGACAAACAGGAUGGGGGGAUUAUGCUGCGCGAACAGGACCGCUUCCUGCCCAUAUGCAACAUCAUCAAGAUCAUGAAGGUGCCUGUGCCGCAGAACGGGAAGAUCGCCAAGGACGCCCGCGAAUGCAUCCAGGAGUGCGUCUCCGAGUUUAUAUCCUUCAUCAGCAGCGAGGCAAUCGAACGCAGCGUGGCGGAGAAUCGCAAAACGGUUAACGGGGACGACCUGCUGGUGGCGUUCAGCAAUCUGGGAUUUGACAAUUACGUGGAACCACUCUCCAUUUACCUGCAAAAGUACCGAGAUUCAAACAAAUCGGAUCGCAAUCUCUUCCUGGACGCCGGUUACCCACAUAACGAAGAUGGAUCAUCCGCGAACGAGGCCGGAAAGCAGUAGCCCCAAAUUCACCUACAUUGGUAGCUAAGUUUCCAAACAAAGUUCUGGCAUAAAGAAUAAUUCUUAGAAUAAUUUAAAGUGUUUCUCUAUAAACUAAAGCGUUAGCUUUUUAAGUAAACAAUGCAUUACCUUCACAAAUAUAUUUUUUUUCAACUUUUUAUCAUCUCUUAAAAUUUUGAAAUAAAGUUAGAAACUUGUCAUUUAAGAACAUAAACAAGAACACUUCCCUGCCAAAACUAUCAGGUAGUGUUUAAGCAAUAUAUGUACAUCUUUUUUACGGAUUGUAAUAACAGAUUUUGUAAGCAUACGCCGUUUUUGCACAAAACAUAGUCAAACUCAAGUUUUAAGGUAUUCAUAUUACAAAAAUUAAGGAUAUUAAUUGUUACGUAUACGUAAAUUAAGAAAAUUACCAAUAUAUAUAACCAGUAAUCAAAUUUAUAAAGAAAACAUGUCCAUUUAUAAAUUUAAAAUAAAUGGCUAAAGUUAGGACACACAUACUCA
Molecule: messenger RNA, 1051 nt
Organism: Drosophila rhopaloa
Lineage: Eukaryota; Metazoa; Arthropoda; Insecta; Diptera; Drosophilidae
Gene: Nf-YB
Product: transcriptional activator hap3
Exons: 3
Coding region: 80-550 (156 amino acids)
Biological process (GO): regulation of transcription by RNA polymerase II
Cellular component (GO): CCAAT-binding factor complex
Molecular function (GO): RNA polymerase II cis-regulatory region sequence-specific DNA binding; protein heterodimerization activity; DNA-binding transcription activator activity, RNA polymerase II-specific
Source: RefSeq, a predicted model, not a curated record